Messenger RNA from Lucilia sericata (common green bottle fly), 1779 nucleotides. RefSeq names its product sister chromatid cohesion protein DCC1. Gene Ontology annotation, biological process: mitotic sister chromatid cohesion; maintenance of mitotic sister chromatid cohesion. Gene Ontology annotation, cellular component: chromosome, centromeric region; nucleus; Ctf18 RFC-like complex. Lineage: Eukaryota; Metazoa; Arthropoda; Insecta; Diptera; Calliphoridae. The record is from RefSeq and is a predicted model, not a curated record. Bases 248 to 1525 code for a protein of 425 amino acids. The transcript is spliced from 6 exons.
UCUGUUUUAUUUUAAUUAUCUUUAUUAAUAUUGUUAUCUGUUGCAAUUUGGUUGUACACAUGAAGUAAAUAGUGCCCACUGUUUGUAUUUGUGUUUUACCACUGUUCGUUUUGGUUAUAAAAAUGCGAAAAAGCGCUAAGUAGGCAUUAAGCUUCUAUUGUUUUUUUUUUAGUUUUGGCGGGUUAAAUUUGUGCAAAAUUAAGUUUUUAGUGAGUUUAUUAUAUUUGUGUUAGAAAUUUGUUUAAAAAUGGAAGAUGCUCCUAUGGAGGUGGAGGACCAUGACUAUUUAUAUGUGCGCACUCUGGAUGAUGUUAAAGGCAUCAUUAAACAUGCCAAAUUGGAUGAACGUAAUCUAACCCAGGUGACGCAGGCCCUUUACUAUCCCUCGGCCGAUAUAGUUAGUGAUAAUUUGAAACUCCUGGAACUAGAUGACCAUAUGUUGGGUCAAAUACGCGAUGGCCAAGUUUUGUACUUUAAAGGUGGCCUUAAUGAAAAAGUGGUCUUAUGUACAGAUGAGAAAACUUACGAUGUCAAGACUGCGGAAAUCUCCAAUAGUUUGUUACUAGUGCCGGAUUUAAAAUUUGGUGCCGCCACCAGCACUUCGCCCUUAAAGAGUCCGCGUACGGCUAAUAACACUUCGCUGGAAAGAAGUCUAAAUGAAAGUGCCGACGAUGAUUUGGAAAUAGAACGCAAACUGGAGCAGCGCAAAAUUUUGAAAAUUUUCCAUGAAUAUUUUGAAUGUCGUGAGAUUAAACCGAGAUUUCGUAAAAUGGGUGAUUUACUGCAAUUGACCCGUUACUCAGGGCCCGAAAAUGAAGAAUGUAUAGACCGCAAAUUGUUAUUUUCCUUUGAGCAAUUGCUGGACACAGUGCAAUGCAGUCGUAAAGAAUUUAUCGAAGGUUUAAGAUUAUACCGUGCCAUCGAGUAUGAAGGUUGGAUGCGUGUUUUAGAGUGUGAAUAUGAAUACCGCAUAGUUAACCUAAUGGUGGGUUUAAUAGCCGAAAACUCUUGGCCUCUAGAUGAGGUGGAGAGAGAAGAAACUAUUACAGCUUUAGAUGGCAUAGCGCCCAAGCAAAUAGUGGAAGGUUUAUUUGAUUUAUAUACCACAGAAUCAAAAGGUAAAGAUAAUCGUUUUACCUAUAACGAGGAGCUAGUGGCGCGUAUAGUGGCUCAAAAUAUCCUACAGCCUGGUUUAAAAUUUAGAGUAGAUGAGUUUCUAAGUACCUGGCAGGAAGCUUUACCCGAGGGCAUGAAAUGUGAGGAAAAAUAUCUAAAAGGUUUGGGUAUUUUUGAUAAAGAAGGCGGCACUCCCUGUGUAAGAUCUUUAGCGGAGGAGAAUCUACCUUUAAAUAUCCAUGAUCGCAUGCGUUUGUUGUUUAAAACUAAAGCUAAAUGGACCUUAGAUGAAAUUGAACCAUAUAUAGAAUGCUUCACUACUCCUGUUUUAUCGGUUUCCUCUUUAAUGGCCAAACAGGCUAGAUCUUUAAUGGAGAAUGGUGUACGUUAUUAUGUAGCUAAACAUUAAGAGGGGUAUCUAUUAAAAGAAAGACAUUUAAAAACUCUAAACAAAAUUUCUGCCACAAACUUGAACUUACUUGAAACUAAAGCCUCUGGGGAAGAUUGGUCUGGAUAGCAAAGACUUCAAUUCCGCUCUAACAGCAUCCAAUUGUACGCGAUUACGUCUUUUUUCUAUGAUAAAAGGAUCCUCAUCCUGAUCACUGCCCCUGCAACAACAAAAACAACAACAUUUAUAAAAUAAAAAGAAUCAAAAAGAAAAAA